Messenger RNA from Saccostrea cuccullata (small rock oyster), 579 nucleotides. RefSeq names its product heat shock 70 kDa protein 12B-like. The transcript has 3 exons. Gene Ontology annotation, molecular function: ATP-dependent protein folding chaperone; ATP binding. The coding region runs from base 164 to 577 and encodes 137 amino acids. NCBI's taxonomy places the organism in Eukaryota, Metazoa, Mollusca, Bivalvia, Ostreida, Ostreidae. The record is from RefSeq and is a predicted model, not a curated record.
AAAAACAAUAUUUUUCUUAAAUUUUUAGCAUCUUUCCAGAAGAACUGACAUUGAAGAUAUACUUGGAAGAAAAAUACCUGCACUAGACGUGUUUUCCAAUUCGAUCAAGUACCUAAAAAACCACUUUUUAAAAACAUUGGAGGAUAUACUACCCGAUGCAUCAAUGGAAGAUGUGAUGUUCGUUCUCACGGUUCCAGCGAUUUGGCGAGACUCGACAAAGGAAUUCAUGAGAGAGGCAGCAAUAAAUGCAGGGAUUCCGUCAAGAAGAAUAACACUAGCUUUAGAGCCGGAAGCCGCUUCUUUUAUGUGUCAAAACAUCCCCAUUGAAAAAUUGCCCAGUGGAAAAGGAUUCACCAUUUCUAAAUCAGGAACUCGGUAUCUCAUUGCUGACAUUGGAGGUGGAACGGGUGACUUUACUAUUCAUAAGAAACAGAAAAACGGUACAUUAAAAGAAAUAAGCAAAGCAAGCGGAGGUGCAUAUGGUGGAAUCAAUGUUGACAGGAAGUUUGUUGAAUUUCUCCAGAGAGUAAUGGGUGAAAAUGCAGUAAAGCAACUAAAGGAAGAGGCGACUAUUUAGAU